AUGGCAAAGUCGUUCAUGUUCCAAAAUACGUCCACAGAAAACAGGAAGAAGCAGCGCGAGGAAAAACAAAUUGAACUGAGAGAGAAGAAGAGGGAAGAGCUGCUCAACAAAAAGAGAACGAUGGCUGUUGACGAUGCGUCUAUCCAAAUCUCCGAUUUUAAGGUAAAAAAGGAUCUGCUGCUCAGCAAGGAUCCGCAGGAGGUCUGGAAGGGCAUAAACCAAUUUAGGACAAGCCUUUCCGUCGAGAACUCCCCACCAAUUCAGAGUGUGAUUGAUUCUGGCCUUGUUCCACGAUUUGUGGAGCUGCUCUCCGCAGAGUGCUCGUUAUACAAGAAUGCAGACAAAAGAAUGGUGCGCAGCAUCAGAAUGGAGGCUGCGUGGGCGCUCACCAACAUCGCGUCGGGCACAAGCGAGCAGACGCAGGCCAUUUUGGAUUACGGUGCUAUUCCGCUAUUCGCCGACAUGCUCAAGGAGAACGACGAGGACCUGGUGGACCAGGCAGCAUGGGCAUUCGGAAACAUCGCUGGCGACAGUGAAAAGAUGCGCGAUGCGGCGAUAAAUUGCGAUGUGCUCAAAAUAGUCAUAAGCUUGGCAGCGCAGCUCCUCAAGACUAAUGCCUCGCUCAGAGUGCUGAAGAAUUGCACGUGGUUGGUCUCGAAUCUUAACAGGGGACGGAAUCCGCCACCUAAACUGGAGAACAUGAAGGCCUCGCUCGAAGUGCUUCAGCAGCUCAUCAACUACAAGGACGAUGAGGUGCUCAACGACACGUUGUGGGCCCUCUCAUACAUCUGCGAUAACUCAGCUGAGGCGGUUGAUAUGGUUUAUUCUACGGAUGUGCUCGACAAAACAUUGAAUAUCCUGAGAAACCACUACGAGUACAACUCGGUGAAGGUGAUGCUGCCUGCCAUCAGGAUGGUAGGGAAUAUCAUAACAGGGAAGGAUGAGCAUGUCGAUAUGCUGCUGAAGAGAGAUGUGGUGGGCAUUUUGAAAGACAUUUUUCAGCACUUCCAGGGCGAUGUUGCACUAAAGAAGCUACGUAAGGAAAUUUGCUGGAUUUUCUCAAAUAUCGCGUGUGGUACCAAAGACCACAUCAGCUGCCUGGUGAACGAGCACAUCAUGGACCUGCUGUACAGUACGACGAAUCUGCAAAACUACAUAAAGAUGGAGGCGUGCUGGGCCAUCACGAACAUGAUGAGUCAUUGCGAGGAGUGCUUUGAGCACUUCGAGCUUGUACUGUCGGGCAAAUAUUUCCUGUUUUUGGAUGAUUGUCUCGAAUCGUUUGAUACGUACACCGAGAUACGCAUUCAGAUCCUGAAAACGAUGAAAAGAGUGAUCACGGCCGCAAGAGAGUGGCAGGUGUGUAAAACGGGGAGCAACAAGCUAUUUGAGACAAGGCAGAUUAACAAAAUUGACAAGCUGAUGGAGACCAUCGAGGGCCUGCAGUACGGUUCGUCGGACGAGCUGAGGAAUCUGGCAGAGGCGGUGUACGCCGAGUACACCAAAGACGAUGAGUUCAACUGAGUGAGAGAUCGUAAAUAAAACAGCAGGUCUUUUAUUACGUA
This is a messenger RNA of Vavraia culicis subsp. floridensis, 1562 nucleotides long. RefSeq lists its product as uncharacterized. The coding region runs from base 1 to 1521 and encodes 506 amino acids. Gene Ontology annotation, molecular function: nuclear import signal receptor activity; protein binding. Gene Ontology annotation, biological process: NLS-bearing protein import into nucleus. The record is from RefSeq and is a predicted model, not a curated record. The transcript has a single exon. NCBI's taxonomy places the organism in Eukaryota, Fungi, Microsporidia, Pleistophoridae. Gene Ontology annotation, cellular component: nucleus; cytoplasm.